Molecule: messenger RNA, 4884 nt
Organism: Helicoverpa armigera (cotton bollworm)
Lineage: Eukaryota; Metazoa; Arthropoda; Insecta; Lepidoptera; Noctuidae
Exons: 7
Coding region: 271-4650 (1459 amino acids)
Source: RefSeq, a predicted model, not a curated record
GUAAAAUAUGAAUGAAGAAGGGAAGGUUUUGUGAAAUAAAUAAAUACAAAAUGGCCUACGUAUUGUUUAGGUUUGGGAAUUUGGGUUCGGCAAUUAAUUUUUAAUUUCUAGAGGGAGUCGAUUUUCACACAUCAUACAUCUUAUAAAGUAUUAAUCAAACAAAAAUUUACUUGACCGGAGUAAUUAAUGAUAUAAUAAUUUUAUACCAUGGCUUAUGCUUUGAAGUGACUGUAGCCCUGGCCUGAAGUAUAAUAAUUUUCAGUGGAAAUCAUGACUUCAAAACAGGAAUUCAACUGUGUAUUUUGCAAGGAUGUUUUUGAGAAUAAAGAGGAUUUACAAGAACAUUUUAGGAAACACGGAGACCCCAAGUAUAAAAAUCGCUUCGAAGUAGAUCCUCAAGCGUCAGAUGAGAAGUCUCGGGAGAAAGCCGAGUUGGUUAGCUGUGACGUUUGUUCGCAAGUGUUUCCAACAAUUUCAAAGGCUAUAACUCACAAACACAAGGUGCACCCCGACCACGAUGCGAAGUAUUUCUGUCCGUGGUGCGGCAAACUGUUCACGAUGAAGCACUUGUACAAUGUACAUGUUCAGGCAAGCCAUGCCACUCAAGAGAAAAUUGAAGAAAAGUGUUUCCGCUGUGACAGUUGCAGUGUAGACUUUUUCAUUCCCUCUGCAAUGAUUAACCAUAAUAAAUUCUUCCAUAGACAGGAUACGGACCUACCAGAUGUAGGGCACUCAAAAAAGAUUAAAUAUUAUCAACAGGAGAUCGUCCCAAUCUACUAUUGUGCAUUUUGUGGGGAAGAGUAUGAAAAUAAAGUUAAUCUAAUAAAGCACAUAUCAGACGACCAUGGUGAUGAGAACCAAACUCCUGAAGAAGUACUGAAGUGUCCAAUGUGUGAGGCAGUCUUUUACCAUUUGGAUGCUUAUGAAAUUCAUCUCACUUUCCAUUCUUCUGAAGAUAUGUACAGCAUUAAUAAUUCUCAAUUUGGUGAUUUACUGGAUUAUUCUUUGGAAACGCUACCACCAAUAAUAGAAAAAGUGACAAACUUGGAACCAGAAGAUACAGAUGCAGAGUCAACUUUGAAUGCUGUAGGAAUAGAAAAGUUCUUGGAGUUAGCCAUGGAUCAAUCGGAUGAAACCAGUCCUGUUAAAGUAAAAAAACACAAGAAACAUAAAAAAUCCAAAAAAUCUGCUAUAACUCUCGACGAAUUCCUGAGCAUGAACCAAGACGUGUUUGGUGAGGGCCUAGACUUUCAAGGUAUCGAAGAGGUACCCACGCGAGUUGUUAAAAAACAGCUUAAAAAUAAUAAGAAAUCUAUCAAUUCUGUAGUUACUUCUGCUGAGCUGGAUAAAUUAAAAAAGGCUGGUAUUGUCGUCAAAAGAAAAGUUGAGAGAGUUCCACUCAACAAAAGUAUUAAAAUAGUUUCUUCUAUGCCAAUCAAAAGUGCUUUGCAUAAACCUGUUAACAAAAUAAAUAAAGUUAGAGAGAUAGAAACUUCUAGUGCAGUAUUGACUAAAUUAAUGAAUCAGAGCAAUAAUCAAAUUAAAAUAGUGAAAAAAGUUAUUCCUAAUACCUCAGUAAGUGAUCCUAGUAAAACUAAUGAUGAUGUUUCCCCUGAAAAAACUGAAGAAAUCGAAAGCCAUGUGGAGGAGAACAAGAUUGAUGCUAAUCAGAAAAUAGAAGAACAUAACUCUCCUAUUCCUAAAAUAGAUGACGACGAAAAGGAUUUACCAUCACCAAAUUCAAAAUUAUUAUCAGUAACUGAUCCUGCCGUUGAUAGGUUUUCACAAAGCAACGUUGAUUCUAACGUGGUCGAAGAUACUGAGAAUACCGAUAAUAGUCAGAAAAUUAAGGAAAUAUCCGAAAUUCAAAAUAAUUCACCUCAUCACUCACCAAAACCAGUGCAAAACGAAACGUGUCAAGAAAUCGCUAAUGGUGAAGACACCGAACAAGAUAAUAAUGGAAGCGAAAAAUUUGAUUCAGAUACAGAGUUAGAAAAUAAAUCAGAAGCUCAAAAUAACGUUAACGAUGAUAAAAUUGUUGACAGUAGAAGAGUGCCUAUUAACGACAACAGAAGCCAGAAUAACGUUCUUAGUUCAUCAGCUAGUUCUUUAUCUACAUUAAAACAUUUAGGUCAUCUAACUGUGAAAUCUAUUAGCACCAAUCAAAUUAAAAAUGACAUAUUAACAGAACCUACAACUGACGAGAAAAUUAUGGUUAAAAAUUGUCAAUCUUCCAACAGUGACAGUAAAAAGGAAACUUCCGAGCCACCUCUCGGUACUGAUAAACUAAAUGUAACCAAGCAAAAAAAUAUUGUUGAAAAAGACCCUACAAUGGACGCUUUGAAAGCUUUAGGUAAAAAUAUUACAAUCAAAUCCUUAUCAUCUAAAAGGAAUAUUGAUGCAAGUGACCAUGAAGAUGACGAAAUUGAUGAAUGUGAACCAACAACAAAUAAUCUGAAAUCUGCAGAUUUAGGUGGUAAUAAAAAUAUAACAAUAAAAAAAAUGAAAGUGGAAACAAAUGAACCUACGCCAAAUAAAACUAGAAAUCUACCCAAUCAAGAUAGAAAAUGUAAUCCUGGAAAACAAGUAGUAGGUCAAAAAAUUCUGAAUAACGUACCGGGUGCUGUCACAAAUGAAAAGAGUGAUAACAGUAUAUCAACGUCAAAUGCAAAUAUUUUAAAACGGCUUACAAAUAUAACAACAAAACCGAUAGUGAACAAGGCCAACAGUCCCUCGCCACCCAUCAAACAAGGCAAUGUGGCCAAGAAAGUUGUUGAAACUGAAAAGCAACAAGAAGAAAUAAUAGAAAUAUUUGACAUUGAUGACUCUGAAGAUGAAGAUGACGUCGGUAGUAAACCGCAACAUUCGGAAAACUCAAUGAAAUCCAUGGAUGCAUUAAAAAAUCUUAGUAAGAACAUUACAGUGAAAUCUUUAAAUCAGCAAUCAGUAAAACAAAAUGUAAAAACUGAAAAUAACAUUAAGUUGGAGAAAGAAGACAGUAACAGCCAGAAUACAUUUAAAAGUCAAAAUAAUAUUAAUGAUCGAAUUAAUAUGCAGAAUCGUAGUACGGGAGUUCAAAAUGUCUUACAAGGUUUAUGUAAAAAUAUAACAAUAAAAUCUCGAAAUACUUCAUCAAGUCAAUUUGUGCAAUCAGAAGAAAAUAUAACGCAAGAAUCUAAAGUAUUUGAAGAUGACGAUGAUGUUGGCUCCGAUAUUUCAGAUAAUGUAGAAAUCACGGAACUUGAAGAAGACUUUGAUGAUAGUGAAGAUAACUCGGAAAUGCCUGAAAAGACAAACGAAAAUAUGAAUAAUCCCAUUAUUGAAUCGCCACACGACUCGGGCAGUGACAACGAACAUUUUGAUGAAGACAUACAUGACUUCGAAACUGACAUAAAAGUCAGCACUGUACAAAAGAGUAACAAAACUAUGAAUUCUACCAUUAAUUCUGUGUGCUUUAAUAACUUAAAAAAUAUUAAUAAAAAUAUAACAAUAAAAUCAAUAAGUAAAAAUCCUGCAAGUGACGACAUAUCUAAACAAGCUAAUGAUAGUCAAGAAACCUCGCGUAUUCAGAAUAAAACAAUUCCUACAAAAAUAUUUAACAAAGUAGGACAAGAAUCCGCGAAUGAUAAUAUUUCAGUCAAUAGGAUUUCAAAAAUAUCAACUCAACCUCUGAAUAAGAGGAUGUCUGCUAUGAAUGAAGUAAGCACAGUAAACAAAGAGGUAACAGUAAAAACAAUACAAACCAAAACUAUGAUACAAGAAAUAACGACGACAGUUACUAAAACAAUAAAAACAGUCAACCAGACCAUGAAACAAGAAGUACGAAACACGUCAUUUCAAUCUAAUAAACCUAUAGCGGCACAACGAAUCCAAGGCAUGAAGCCGAGCCAGUCAACAAAUUUUCAAGGAGUUGUAAUAAGGCAUGCGCCACCCAGUGUAGGAGUUAGAGCAACACAUAUUAGACCGGCCAACACUGUCGUGAGACCUUCGAAGCAAAUUGUGCCUGCAAGGCCACGAAUGAAUCUAGCGAGGCCCAACAAUUCUGCAAGGCCCAGUAAUCCAACAAUGGCAAUAGGUACGAAAGUUAUACCAGCACCUACGCCAAACAAGCCACCAGUGAUAGGGAAACCCCUAAAAGUUUCACCUGGAGCAAUGGCUUCAGGAACCGCAAAAAGACUCAAUACUGAAGAUGUGAGUGGGCCUUUCAGUUGUUUUAAGAAACCGAAAGAGUCUUUGAUACCUGUAUCUGAUAUACCUACAUUUGGUAACAGUGACGUGACUGCCUUUACUUCCGCGUCACAUACCAGUAGUUCUAACUUUACAAGUACUACAAAAGUUGUAAAGGGCAAUUCGGUGGUUAGUGCAAAACAAGUGAAAUCAGAAGUAAAUGCGUCUUCACAGCAGAUCAGUAGACUGAAUAAUGCAACUGGAAUGAAAAUAAUGACUAGUCAACAAAAACAAUCUCAAGUGCAUGAAAAAAGCGAAUCAAGUCCUAUGAAGCGGACUACCUUAGAAGCUAUACAGAGGUUACAGAAACAGGGUCUUUUGGUGAAAAAGCCGCGAACAGAUGUGAAUGAGGAUAACGAAGGUUCCGAUCACGAUAGUGACGAUAAUGUAGGAAACUGUCCAACAGAGGAACAGGACGCAUAGUUAUAGAAUAACAUCUGUAAAUAAUAUUAUUUAGCUAAAAGUUGACUGAUCCAAUUAGACUUAUAUUCUUGUGCAAGCCAAGUCCUAGAAAUAAUGAUUUUGUAAAUUUUCCAGAUUUGUUUACCGCUGUUUAUACAGCAUGUUUAAUGUAUUUAUUUUGUUAAUUGAACUAAGCAUAAAAUGUGAUGUAAAUAUUGCGUAAGGCAAAUACACAACUAAUAUGAAUAAGAGUUA